AUGCAGUUCGAGUCGGAUUACCGGUUCGACAUGGACGACUCCUUCAGCCUCUGCAGUCAGCCCAUGUCCUGCCCUUCCACCACCACAAGCUUCUCCUCCGCCUCAUCAGCCUACGACCCAUUCACUCCUACAUCUCGACGAUCAACACCUCAUGAAUUCGGAAACAUGGACUUUGAUGGCCCUUACAACUCUGUCUCCCACCGGGGGGCGGAGCUGACCCCUCCCUCAUCAGCAAUGGGCAAGUUCAUGUUUGGCCCUGUCAAGCCUGAGCCUGAGCACAUCUCAUUCUCGGACUCUCUCCCCAACACCCCCAUGAAGCGAGAGCAACUCGGCUUCGAGUACGAGCACAUGAUGGACAUGAACAUGGCACAUCACGGAUCAAUGGGCUCAUUAACACCAUCAAACUCCUUUGGCAUCCCCAUCUCGUUCUUCCCCAACAGACAGCUCUCAAGUGACUUUGACACUUUUGAUAUGGACCGCCACUCUCAGUCACCUCUUGGUUACCAUCUUCAUGACCCCAACUCUCCCAACCGCAUGCGUGCUCAAAGGAAGUUGAUGGUGCACGAGAUCCAACAGAAGAGUGCUGAACUUCAGCGAGCUCAGAUUCGAUCAUCGAGGAAGCGAUCGAUCAAGCCUGAUUCUGCCCAAGUUGAUGUUGUCCGAAGAGCCAUGUGCAAGUGUGACUACCCUGGUUGCCACAAAGCCUUCCGACGAAACGAGCAUCUCAAGCGUCACAAGCAAACUUUCCACGGUGAAGGACCUAACCGUUUCUCAUGCGAGUUCUGUGGAAAGGACCAGUUCAACCGCCAAGAUAACCUCAACAACCACCGCAAGCUACACGCACGACCCAACAGCCGCAACCGCGGAGUUGAGUUCAUCCCUGCUGCAGUCCCUGUUAUUGAGCAAGAGGAGCGAAGCAGGAAGCGAAGAGCGCCCUCAAAGUCCAAGAUUGCUGACAAGCGGGGCUCAGAAUACUAA
Fusarium proliferatum ET1 is the source of this 978-nucleotide messenger RNA. RefSeq lists its product as uncharacterized. The coding region runs from base 1 to 978 and encodes 325 amino acids. NCBI's taxonomy places the organism in Eukaryota, Fungi, Ascomycota, Sordariomycetes, Hypocreales, Nectriaceae. The transcript is spliced from 3 exons. Gene Ontology annotation, molecular function: DNA-binding transcription factor activity, RNA polymerase II-specific; RNA polymerase II cis-regulatory region sequence-specific DNA binding. Gene Ontology annotation, biological process: regulation of transcription by RNA polymerase II. The record is from RefSeq and is a predicted model, not a curated record.